AUGGAGAACAGCAGCAGCAGCAACAACAUGGUUACAGAUUUACAGCAAUCACAACAACAACAACUAACAGAGCUAAUACAAUCUCUCGAACAAGCUGCUUUAAUGGCGAAACAACUUCCAGCAACCUCCGACCCCGAUCACCACCGCCUUAUCUUCUCUUCUCUCUCCUCCGCUCAACUUUCUCUCUCCUCCUUCCUCAAUGUUUACAGCAACAGUAUCGCCGACAAUUCCGUCUCCUCCGCCGCCGUCGCCGGCGAUGAGCCGAUGGUUGCUGCCUACGACGGCGACGAUGAGCAGAACUCGAAGGAUUCAUCGAUGGAAAGAGUGGAAGAGAAACUAAGAGACAUGCUUUACAUUCAGAAUAAGCGGCUAAAGCGACCGCUUUCGCCUUCGUCUAUUGCCGCCGUAGAAAGACGGCAUUUGGAGGAUAGAGAAAUAGUUGAAGUUCCUGGUGAUUUUGAUCCUGUUGCUAUUCGGUUGAGGAAUUUGGACCUUGUUUAUCAGUUUCAUGGCUAA
This is a messenger RNA of Chenopodium quinoa (quinoa), 516 nucleotides long. RefSeq lists its product as uncharacterized. The record is from RefSeq and is a predicted model, not a curated record. Bases 1 to 516 code for a protein of 171 amino acids. NCBI's taxonomy places the organism in Eukaryota, Viridiplantae, Streptophyta, Magnoliopsida, Caryophyllales, Amaranthaceae. The transcript has a single exon.